UGCACACACACACACACACACACACACACACAUACACACAGAAAGACACAGAUAAUAGACUCAAUACGAACACAAACCCGCACGCGGGACCUAUAUAGACUUUAACGUCACGCACAUGCAACCCUAUGUGCUGGUGGCGUGAGGAGACAGCUGCUGGGGUUCGGGGAGCUCAGAGGAAGGUAGCAGUCUGUUGUGCGAACAGUAAACACUGUGUCCGUUUCAGAGCACAUGAGCACACACACACCCACAGUGUGGCAACACCACAUCUGUGUGUCAGCCAGUCAUUCUACAUUGCAACAGAACAAACCGGUCGGUGUGUGACUACAACAAAAAGCAUCGAGCUGGGACCUGGCUACUCGAUAUUCGUGUGUGUUUUUGUCGCCUGUAGCAUCAAAGCGAUAGUGAUCGGCAGCAACAUGGAAACUAUGGGUUGUCCCAUGGGUGGGGGGGCCACCAGACUGUACAGCAUCAUUGGCGGUGGAGGUCGUUCCCUCCCCCUCACGCCAGCCCACCUCGCCAGACAGAAUCCCCCCCCAGAGAGAGAGCCACAACCAUCCUCCUGCAAGGACUCCCAGGGGCCGCCCCAGCUUGACCCGGACCCCCUGGAGCAGCAGCUGCUCCGGGAGUGUGAGGAGGCCCUCAGGGGGCGCCCCCCGCGCUUCCACAGGCACCUGGUCCACUGCGGGGACGGGCAGCGGGCCCCCGGGGGCCCCAUCAGGGUGCUGCAGUGGAACAUACUGGCCCAAGCUCUGGGUGAGGGGGCCGACUGCUUCGUCCGCUGCCCCCCGGAGGCGCUGAGCUGGCCCGAGAGGAAGUACCUCAUCCUGGAGGAGAUCCUCACCUACAAACCCCACAUCCUGUGUCUGCAAGAGGUGGACCACUACCACGACACCUUCCAGCCCGUGCUGCGCAGCCUGGGCUACGGCGGCCACUUCUUCCCCAAGCCCUGGUCGCCGUGUCUGGACGUCCACGGCAACAACGGCCCCGACGGCUGCGCGCUCUUCUUCGACCAAUCGCGCUUCGAGCUUCUCGAGAGCGUGAGCGUGCGACUCUCUGCCAUGCUGAUUCCGACCAAUCAGAUCGCCGUGGUGACGAAGCUCCGCUGCCGCGCCACGGCCAGGUGCGUGUUCGUGGCGGUGACCCACCUCAAGGCCCGCAGCGGCUGGGAGCGCCUCCGCGGCGCCCAGGGCUCGGACCUCCUGGCCCACCUCCAGACCCUCCUCCACAAUCACAGGCACCCGCCCGGGACCACGGGCCCCCCGGACGCCGCCGCCCCCUCCCUGAUCGUCUGCGGCGAUUUCAACGCGGUGCCGGAGGAGGAGGUGUACCAGCGCUUCGCCUCGUCCCCGCUGCGCUUGGACUCGGCCUACAAGAAGCUGAGCCGAGACGGCGCCACGGAGCCGCCGUUUACGACGUGGAAGAUCCGCCCGAGCGGCGAGUGCUGCAGCACGCUGGACUACAUCUGGUACGGCCGGGACUCUCUGCAGGUGGAGGCCGUGCUGGACCUGCCCACCGAGGAGCAGAUCGGGCCGGACAGGCUGCCGUCCUUCCACUACCCGUCGGACCACCUCUCGCUGAUCUGUGAUUUCAGCUUCAAGGAGGAACGCUGAACACCUGACUGAUCAGACAGCUGGGGGGGAAGGGGGGGGAUCGGUGAACACCUGACUAGACACUCGACAGCGGGGAGGAGGGGAAAGUACAAAGUCACGGCUCAUCAGGGAUUUCCCCCAGAUGGCGAUUUGAAUAUUAUUGAGACAUAGGGACAGUCCCCUGCCCGUGAAGGAAAUGAUUGCAGUGGUAUGGAAAUAGCCAAUGGCGGGCAGUUCUAUCAAUGUAAUAAGAUGAUUCAAUAAAAUAACGAGUGAUAAAGUGAUCUGGUGAGUGCAGCCAUGGUGAAAUAUGUACCUUCUACUUUUGAGCCAGCCAAGCCCAGCUUCCCAGCCCAGGGAACGGGUCGACUGGAGAGGUCCUCUGGGGUCCCAGACACUGGAACCGCUCCGUGCUUCAUCUGCGUUUGGUUAUGUGUUAUAUGACCACUCCAGCAUGGUCGGCUACCCCCUGGUGGCCUGUCUCAACCCUCCCCCACCGAAAGGAAUACAUUUCCCCCCUUACAGCUGUGUGAACAGAGGUUAAAAUCAAACACAUUCUGUGAGUCAAAGUUUUGAGAAACCAUCUUAAAAGUUUUUAAACCAUUAAGAUGUACUGGUUUGACAACAUACACCAUCAUUGAUUUUACCUAUUUGGUUUCUUUCUGGAUUUCAAUGGAACAGAGACGUUCAGUUUUACUUGGCCAGCAUUUCCUCAUGUUAUAUUUAAACUAGUUUUAUAAGUUACUGGGAUUGUCCUUGUCAAGUCUGACAAGACUCACACUAGGUAUCCUGUAGUAUUAACAAAUCAAUAAAAACAGGAAUUAAGGAUUCAAAUGUCUUUAUAUCAUUAAAAUCUACAUGAAUACACUUUGAAACAAGAGUACAACAAAAUAGAAUAUACUUCAAAUGUUGAAUAUACAAACAGUUCAGUCUGAACAUCUUUCUCUCUUAUAUCCAGAUUUCGUUUUUUAAGAUUGCAGAAAAUGAGAGGAAAACAAAACCAAAAAAGAAAAUGUUAAAGGACUGAGUCUAAACAAGGUACAAAAGACCUCCCCUCUGAAGGAGGUAAACGUCAACUGGUUCUUACGCUGGCGUUAAUCAUUUUAGUGGUCGUCCGAUAAACAAAUAAGCUUAAUACAUCCAGGGGCCUGUCUUUGCAAAAUUCCAUAAGGCAAAAUUUCCCCUUUUUUUUUUUUAAACCACCGCCGUCAUGAAAUAAAACAUAUCAUUAUUAACCCUAAAUAAGUCCCAACGUAUGUGGUCGAUCCAAACCGUGCGCGGAUAAACUAAGUAGCGAGAUUCGACAGGGGGUGUUUUGUCUCCUUGUUAGAAAGAAAGAAGAUGGAUUUGUCCAAACUAAAACAAAAACUGGAGUCAGUACUAAUACUGUGCUUGGUACAAGUCAUGAAGGAAACAAUACUGUAGACAGUACACGGAAAAAGGUCAAAUUAAACUAAGGCUUUUUUUCUGUUAUCGUAAGUUUGUACAUUGUAUAGCAGAUAUAUAAUAUAUACACACGUGCACACAACGUUUAAGUUGGCUCUUGCUUCUCUGAAACGAUUGCGGGGCUUCGGCAGUGCCGGCCAGUCAGUCUGCGGGAGGCUUUCAGAGAGGCUUACGAACAAUAAUAUGCUGGUUUCGACAUUUGGUCAAAACCAAACCCUUUCUGUACAACAACCCAACGGCCUCGCAAACUACUAUAAACUCAUUGUUUGUUCUUUGCGCGUCAGUCGACAUUUUGGCUGGCUCCAACUAUUUCACCUCUUACUGUA
Messenger RNA from Gadus chalcogrammus (walleye pollock), 3361 nucleotides. RefSeq names its product nocturnin-like. Gene Ontology annotation, molecular function: poly(A)-specific ribonuclease activity. The coding region runs from base 126 to 1610 and encodes 494 amino acids. The record is from RefSeq and is a predicted model, not a curated record. Gene Ontology annotation, biological process: circadian rhythm. NCBI's taxonomy places the organism in Eukaryota, Metazoa, Chordata, Actinopteri, Gadiformes, Gadidae. The transcript has 6 exons.